Messenger RNA from Paraglomus occultum, 402 nucleotides. NCBI's taxonomy places the organism in Eukaryota, Fungi, Glomeromycota, Glomeromycetes, Paraglomerales, Paraglomeraceae. The record is from the annotation of a GenBank genome assembly.
AUGAGUACGAAAGAUUGUAUCGCAUUUUUUGCAGCCUUACUUGUUAUAGUCGGCGGUAUAUUGUUGGGAAUAUCAAAGUCAUUAUAUACAAAAUGUGUCGAGAACUGUGACAUGGAUCUGCUCACCUCAUUUGAAAAUUCGCCGCCGUAUGAUGAUUAUUCUAAUUGCAUUAAUAAAUGCAAAAAUAAGCUUGUUGUUACGAUAAGCGUCGGCAUUGGUUUAGUGGUCAUUGGACCAAUAUUGCUCUUUGUAGCUUGCACGUCGUACAAUCAAGGCUGGAAAAGUCGUACGGAUACAGCAUUACCAGUCAUUAACCCACAGCCAAUUAUUGAACCGCAACGGCCACCGGCUGUUAUCAUAUCUAUCGAAAAAAAAUAUCGAUAUGUGUUUACUCAGAAUUGA